This is a messenger RNA of Labrus mixtus (cuckoo wrasse), 3895 nucleotides long. RefSeq names its product dopamine receptor D1b (gene drd1b). Gene Ontology annotation, molecular function: G protein-coupled receptor activity; dopamine neurotransmitter receptor activity, coupled via Gs. The coding region runs from base 1881 to 3272 and encodes 463 amino acids. The record is from RefSeq and is a predicted model, not a curated record. Gene Ontology annotation, cellular component: plasma membrane. Lineage: Eukaryota; Metazoa; Chordata; Actinopteri; Labriformes; Labridae. Gene Ontology annotation, biological process: vasodilation; G protein-coupled dopamine receptor signaling pathway; adenylate cyclase-activating adrenergic receptor signaling pathway. The transcript has a single exon.
AUGCAUGCCUGCUGGGUACAAGUUCAUCUUAGGACAUCCAGGCACCUUCAGUUUGAGCUCCUCUUCACUUUUUUGUGACUUAAUGACACUGAUAUUAUUUGGCUCUCUUUCUUUCAUUUUGCAAAACAUGUGCAUCAUUUUAAAAACAGAAACAUUAAUUCAGCAUUUAACUUUCCAUCUGCUUCUAAUUUUUCCAAAAAAUGGAGUAUGUAUUUUUUUGUCAUCACACACCAUGAGGCUUAACUCUUGAGGAAAUAAAUGCAUUGUUUGAAGGUUUUUUCCCUCACAGCCUCCCUGAAUGGAUGGAGCAGUUGUGGCAAAGACCGUGGCGCACAGCAGCUGAGCGGAGAGAGAGGAGGGCGCAUGAAAAACGGGCUUGUAGAGACCAGAGUCAUUACGAUCACUCUCCGGCGGCACGGGCGCACCGCAGACACAUUACAGGGUAACUGAUGGUUGCAAGUAUAAAGAAUGGCCUUAGAAGGAAAAACGAAUAGGACUAAUAAAAACACCUGAGGACCGUGGCAAAAGGAGGGAAGAGUGACUGACUCCCUAUGGAGGAGAGCGCAGAGAGGGUGAGCUCCUUCUCCUUCGAUUGGUACCAAGAUACAAGUUGGAUGCAUGCCAAGGAAAUGUGGAUUUUUGGAGACUGUAUAUUUCAAUUUGUCACUUCAAUAGUUGGAAUUUUUCAAUUUUUUCAAUCUUCGGAUUUGUUGGGUGAUUUUCAUGCCAACUGAAGACGUCCCGAUCCUCUUCAUGCACAUAGUGCAGCGCACCGAGUCUACAAUUUAACAACUUGAAACAUAAUAAUAAUUAAACCAAACUGCGCCUCAUGCAACUCGUAUAUGUCGCUGCCAAGCAUCAUUUCGGUGGACUACAAAAAUAGAUGUUGAAUGUUUUUGAAAGUGGAGCGGACGUUUUGCUGCGUCCGCACAAAUUGGCACGCAAACUAAACUCAAAUUAAAAAAAAAAAGAAAAAAAGACCUCGCAUCUGGAUUACAGCGACAUGUCACCAUGAACGGAAGAUCAGCAACAUUUAUGUGCUUUCCCACAUGUGACGAAACAGACCUGUAAGCUGCACAUCCGUUUUUUAAAAAGGGACUCCUGAGACUUUUGAAGCUUUUGCAGCCAGAAUGGUUUUGGCUAAGCACUCAGGUGGAAACGUUUGUUUGAGACUGUGCCAUGGACUGUCAGGAAGCUGCAUUGAAAUAAAUAAAUGAAAAGCAACACCUACAGCUGGGGCGCAUCAGCGUCGAUACAUGCACCAAUAUUAUCACGCAGACACGCCUCGAGGAUCAUUAAACAAAUCAGAUAAACGCAGCGCAAAAAAACGUCAAUAGAUGUUAUUGAUGAGGAGGUAUAUAAGGGUAAUGAUUGGCCGAGCCUCUGUUUACUCAACAGCUCGGCAACGAUAUUGUGUGAAACUUUCGCUGAGGGCUCAACAAAAGAGGCAUACAGUAAGAGUAGAAAAAAGAACUGUAUUUCAUAUAUAAGUUUUUGUUGCUUUUUAUUUUUUCAUACAGUGUGGAUUUGAAGACAAACAGCUCCUACUCCUCAAACUAGAAUGUCUGCUGUCUGUGCUGCUGCUGCAGGAAUUUCCGAACCAGACAUUUUUGGGAGGCAUAUCUCUGAAGGGACUAUUUUGAAAUAUUUAUAGCAGCUCUUGUGCAAGGAUGGUGGUUGUGAUAAGGAGCCUAUGGAUGACCCAGUCCGUGGGAGAGCUGGUGCCGAGACAGUUGACCUCCCCACCAGCUACACCGUCUGCUUAAAACUCCUCCCCAGAGAGGCGCAGCUGCUGCGGGCUGGGGAUGUGAUGGGGUGACUGUUGACACCCCCCUCACCCACCCCCUCUCUCACUUUAUUAGCAGUGUGAAAUAGAAACAAUGGAUCAGAAUUUCUCAACAGUUCGAGAUGGCAAGCACCUUCUGGCGCAGAGAGAUAGAGACUCAUCUAAACGCGUGUUGACAGGAUGCUUCCUCUCCCUCCUCAUCUUUACCACACUGCUAGGCAACACACUUGUAUGUGUUGCCGUUACCAAAUUCCGACACCUGAGGUCCAAGGUCACCAACCUUUUUGUCAUCUCACUGGCCAUCUCUGACCUUCUGGUGGCUGUCUUGGUAAUGCCAUGGAAGGCAGCGAUGGAGAUCAUGGGGUUCUGGCCGUUUGGCGCAUUCUGCAAUGUGUGGGUGGCGUUUGACAUCAUGUGCUCCACUGCCUCCAUCUUAAACUUGUGUGUCAUUAGUGUUGACCGUUACUGGGCCAUCUCGAGCCCAUUCCGUUAUGAACGCAAGAUGACCCCAAAAGUGGCGUGUCUGAUGAUGAGCGUGGCCUGGACUCUGUCCAUCCUCAUCUCCUUCAUUCCUGUCCAGCUUGACUGGCACAAAGCUCAGACCACCACCUUCGCAGACUUAAAUGGAACUCUUCCUGAAGAUCUGCCUCCUGACAACUGCGACUUCAGCCUUAACAGGACCUAUGCCAUCUCCUCCUCCCUUAUCAGCUUCUACAUUCCCGUGGCUAUUAUGCUUGUCAUCUACACCCGCAUCUACCGCAUCGCCCAGAAACAGAUCAGGAGAAUAUCUGCACUGGAGCGGGCGGCUGAGAGUGCCAAAAACCGUCACAGCAGCAUGGGGAAUAGUUCCAACAUGGAGAGCGAGAGCUCGUUCAAAAUGUCGUUUAAGCGAGAAACCAAAGUCUUAAAGACACUCUCAGUCAUCAUGGGAGUGUUUGUGUGCUGCUGGUUGCCCUUCUUUGUCCUCAACUGCAUAAUCCCUUUCUGUGAGGUGCCAGAAGAUUCCACUGAGUUCCCCUGCAUAAGCUCCACCAUAUUUGAUGUGUUUGUGUGGUUCGGCUGGGCAAACUCCUCGCUCAACCCCAUCAUUUAUGCCUUCAAUGCCGACUUCCGCAAGGCCUUCUCCAUCCUCCUGGGCUGCCACAGGCUCUGCCCAGGGAGCAAUGCCAUUGAGAUUGUCAGUAUUAACAACAACAUGGGUGCCCCUACCUCAAACCCCAACAGUCAGUAUCAGCCCAGGAGUCACAUCCCUAAGGAGGGAAACCAUUCAGCCAGCUAUGUGAUCCCCCACAGCAUCCUGUCCCAGGAGGAGGAGUUACAGAAGAAGGAUGGAUGCGGAGGGGAGAUCGAGGUGGGGAUGGCAAACAAUGUGCUGGAGAAAGUCUCCCCAGCCAUCUCUGGGAAUUUAGACAGCGACACAGAGGUCACACUGGAAAAGAUCAAUCCCAUCACACAGAAUGGACAGCAUAAAGCCGUGACAUGUUAAGGAAAGGCAAAGUUGGAUCUGAGGCAUGUAUGUGCGCACAAAGGGAAGAAAAGCUUACACAGGACAGCUAAGGGAAACAGAGAGACAUCAAAGAACAUGCCUGACAGAAAAACAGUGAGUGGGGAUAUACAGGACCUUUAGACUGUCAACAAAAACCUACAGAAUGUUUCAAAGUAAAGGCACUUUAUCCUGGAUAUAACUAUCUGCAAAAUACAUUCAGCAUUUAUUGAUGAAAUUGACCCAUUUGAUGAUAAAUGUUGAUAAUACAAAAACAAAAGCAGAACACUAGUUAUGUGCAUAUGUAUACAUUUUUCAUAUGUACAAAGAUGUAUACAUCCGCAUGUGUGUAUUGUACAGUACUGACACAAUCCUGGGGGGACUUUAACACAGUAUGUGAAGGAAGAUGUAGUUACUAUUAGCAAAAUGUCUUGUAAGUAGGUGCUUUAUAUGUGUUUUAAUGGAUGAGGGAGCAGUGUGGGUAAAAUGGUUUUGGUACAGUUUGAUCAGUUUAUUGCAGUUAUUUCUCUAUAAUACAUUUGAAUGAAGUCAAUUUCAAAAUCAAAACACCUGUAUUGCUGUGGUAAUUUGAGUUGCUUCAGACACCAAAGUACCAAUAUUCUGAU